Hypoxylon fragiforme is the source of this 2289-nucleotide messenger RNA. RefSeq names its product kinase-like protein. Gene Ontology annotation, biological process: peptidyl-threonine phosphorylation; peptidyl-serine phosphorylation. The coding region runs from base 160 to 2289 and encodes 709 amino acids. NCBI's taxonomy places the organism in Eukaryota, Fungi, Ascomycota, Sordariomycetes, Xylariales, Hypoxylaceae. Gene Ontology annotation, molecular function: ATP binding; protein serine/threonine kinase activity. The transcript has 6 exons. The record is from RefSeq and is a predicted model, not a curated record.
CGUAGUUAUACUAUGAUUUCUCCCAUCUAUCUGUUGAGUUUUGACCUUCGUAAUCAUACCUGUAUUAUAUCUGAGCCUUAUACUACCUAGAAAGCCCAGAGUAUAUCUGCGACAUGUACUCUUAAGUCCAACUAUAGGGAUUUAGGAUUCUCUCCAGGCAUGUAUCAACGCGAUUACCAAGGGAACCACCCAUUGUCAAACAACUCCCACCCUCCAAGGAGUAUUUAUACCGGAGGCAUAGUGACUGUCCGCGACCUUGGGUUCCAGCAUGGAUGGGAAGCCUACGCGAAGGCCCAGAACAAACCUUGCAUCGACAACGAAUCCAGUAUCAUUCAACUCAUCAAGGGCGAGCUGGGCCAGAAGCUAGUACGGCGGGCGCCUGAGAAUCGCCAAAAAUAUGACUUCUUUCCUUUGAAUGAAGUACUAUCAUUACUUCAAAAACCAAACAUUGUGCUUGUACUACGUAAGACGUUUCCGGGAGACGACACUUUGAUAGAGAAGAUCUACCAGGAACGACCGGAGCAUAGCCGACGCAUGAUCCUAGCUAUAUUGAUACUCAUCAAUCAGGUUGAAUCGAUCAAACUCUUCAUCGACAAUGGGAUCUAUGAUGGCAAUCUUCCUUUGUAUGAAAUCGAAGGUCAACCCCAUACUUCCCCCUUUAAGAAAUGGGUCAGCUACGAGUUAUUUCGCGUAUAUCAAUACAAAAUCCUCGUCCCAUUCUUUAAUAUGCCUCCCAAUGCUGUCCAUUUUUAUAAGAUUGAGGAUAGCAGUAUCAGGCUUCCCUUCAUUGAAUGGCAUGAGUAUAGGAAUGGUGGAUAUGGAUCGGUCCAAAAGGCUAAAAUCCACCCAGCUCAUCAUAAUUAUGAGCUAGCUCAUGGCCAACCGUAUUUCGCUAUCAAAAGUAUCUUGAAGAACAAGCAAGGAUACCACGAACUUCAGGCCCUAGAACGGUUUAGUGGUCGUAACAAGGGCCAUGAGCACAUAAUAAGGCUACUUAUGGCUAUUCAACAUGGAAACAAAUAUCAUCUGGUAUUUCCGCUUGCAGAGGGAAACUUACUUGAUCUCUGGAAGCAGGACACGAUGUCACCCAAAAAGCCAACAGAUGUAGCCUGGAUACUUGCACAAUGUUGUGGAGUUGCUGACGGACUCAGAUUGAUUCACAACGGUUCCGGUGAGCCUUCUGAUGGCGCCGUAAACAAAGGGAGACACGGUGAUAUAAAGACAGAAAAUAUUCUCUGUUUUCAAGCACCAAAAGGCUACCAUCGUCUCGUCAUCUCCGACUUCGGUUUGACUGACUUUCACUCCUCUCAUUCCGUCUCGGUUGCACCCGAAAAGGUCACUGGCCUAACACAGUUCAUCUCCUGGUUCCUUGUUGGGCAUAAUGAUACACGGGGAAAAUUCAGUGAAGAACGGAAGAACGAAGACAUCCUUUGUUGGAAUAUCGGUAACGUCUAUACAGAAGACAAGUUCUUCAAUAUAAAUAAAGAGAUCCCAGUUCUGAAGACAUGUGUGAAGAAUUGGAUAUCAAAACUUCGGACGACGUCUCCUGACUGCAUCAAAGAGUUCUUGGGCCUCAUUGAGGAUGGUCUUCUUACUCCGAUCCAGGAGGAGAGGUACAACAUUGACCGGGUCUGCGUCAAAUUAUUCGAAAUACGUGACGACUACACGAAAAUGUUAGACUUCUCUGAGGACCUCGAAGUCAACUCAUCAAGUGAAAUGGCUAUAGUGAAAUGCCGUGUCACUGGAUUGCUACACAAACCCCUGGACGAAACUCGGGAUACGCAAAUAGACCGUAUCCAGAACGCUAUACUUAAACAGACAAGAUUGAAGAGAGAAGCGAAAAAUCCUCAAACCAAGGCUUAUGAAGCCAUAGACUCCAGUACUUCAUACCCCAAAAUUUCGCAGGAGAAGCCCAUGGCCGAGCCAGAAACUCGAGGUUCAUCAGAUAGGUUGGCCGAGGGCAAAUCAACUGAGGUCAUUCAAAAUGUCACUACCUAUGUCCCUCAAAGCACAAGCACGGAUGGUACAUACCUAAACACCGAGGAAAGACGCCAGACAGCAAGUCAUGGAAUACCAAGGCCUGGAAACUCGGAGAAAAACCAUAUGCUGGAGCCACCAGAAAAUGACAAUGCGACAAGCCCACCUCGCCUCUUGGACCCGAAACCAAAGUUCUCUAUGCGCAGACUGGGCAAAGAAAUGCUUCUUGUACAAAACCCCGCCCGCUUGAAGAGGUUCUUCAAGAGAUUUAAGAGGUUUUCAAUCAUAGUACGAAGGUCCACAAACCCAUAG